CCAUCACCGCUAUCAUCAUCAGGCUCAUCGUUAUUCUCACCACCGUCACCACCGUCAUCAUCACCGGGCUCAUCGUCAUCUCCAUCAACGCUGUCA
This is a messenger RNA of Orbicella faveolata, 96 nucleotides long. RefSeq lists its product as uncharacterized. Lineage: Eukaryota; Metazoa; Cnidaria; Anthozoa; Scleractinia; Merulinidae. The record is from RefSeq and is a predicted model, not a curated record.